This is a messenger RNA of Heterostelium album PN500, 1515 nucleotides long. RefSeq lists its product as uncharacterized. The record is from RefSeq and is a predicted model, not a curated record. The coding region runs from base 1 to 1515 and encodes 504 amino acids. The transcript has 4 exons. NCBI's taxonomy places the organism in Eukaryota, Evosea, Eumycetozoa, Acytosteliales, Acytosteliaceae.
AUGACAAUAAUAAUGAUGAUGAUGAUGAUCGUAAUUAGAAAUCUACCAAUAGAUCAAUCGAUAUUCUAUAUAACUGAUUUACAUUUCAAUUCAUAUAAACGACAUUUCGAACACUCUAGAGUUGUAAGAUCAGUUUCAGAUCAACAAUCAACCAUCUACAUUACAGGUUCUUCGCCAGAGGACACAAAAGAUUUCAAAAGACUAUUAAAUAAUCAAUCUAUACUAUCAGAUAAUAUGAUUAAUUAUGAUGAUAUCAAUGACGAAACAGAAAUCAAUGAAUCAAUUACAACCGUUAGAUUUUCGGAGGGAUUCAAUCAAUCUUUAGAUAAAUUGAUGAGUAUUAUUAGCUAUUCGAAUGUUACCAAACUGUUCUUUGCUUUCUCUUUCAAUCAACCUUUGAUACCAGGUUGUUUCGUUGAUUCAAAGAUCGAUUCAAUUAAUUUCGGUCGUUCAUUUAAUCAACCACUGCCACCCGAUUGUCUACCGGCAUCUCUAACAUCGCUAGUUUUAGGUGGAUCUUUCAACCAGCCACUGCAGCCAAAUUCCUUGCCAAACAGUCUGACACACCUAGAUCUUGGUGCUAAAUACAGCCAGCCGUUGCAAGUCAAUACACUGCCACCGCGUUUAAAGCAUUUGUUUUUAGGAGGUUCAUACCACCUCCCCAUUGAGAAAGGUGUAAUCCCUGCAACCGUAGAGAGCCUCAAGAAUCUUCCGAUUCAAUCGCUCGAGAAUGUACCGACCACCGUAAAGAAGAUUAGCUUCUCCAUAUCCCAUAGUAACCAUCGGUUGAAACUAAGUGACUUUCCAACGACAAUCACCAAAGUUGAUUUCAGACAUUGUUUCACACUCCAAGAGUGUGGCGCGCUGCCCGCGACCGUCAGGAAGUUGAAACUAGGUUCAUUCUCACAGCCAUUGAAAAUCGAUACGAUUCCACCGGCAGUCGAAUAUCUAGAGCUAGCCUACAAACACAGUGAACCACUCGAACCGAAUAUACUUCCAACAUCGAUCAAGACACUGAAUCUACGGUAUCAGCUCAAUCAACCGUUGGCGAAAGGAUGUAUACCGUCAUCUGUGGAAUCACUUAAACUCAACUGCAUAUAUCCUGAUCAGAUACGCCCAGGAGUGAUACCAAACAGCGUUAAACACUUGCACUUGAAAGACACUGAUGGACUUUCUGUCGGAUCUAUUCCACCCUCUGUAAAUAUAUUAAGUUUCUCGAGAUUCUCUGGGAAACUAGAAAAUGGUGUAAUACCGGAUACUGUUCAACAACUCAUUAUUCCAAUCGAUUACUUCAAUAUUUAUAAAAUCAAUGCAUUGCCGAAAGCGAUAAGAAAUAUAAGAAUUCAAGACGCACAGAUAGAGAUAUUUUAUCACGAUCUUCGAAGACUAGAGAAUGAUCGGUAUCUAAUAUUAGGAAUAAAUCAUUCCUUGGUCAAACAAAUGCUAAAUGUUAAUCCAACUAAAAGACCCUCGACAAAUGAUAUAUUUGAAAAUGAAUUUAUUAAAGAAAUUUAA